Vitis vinifera (wine grape) is the source of this 1191-nucleotide messenger RNA. RefSeq lists its product as uncharacterized. The transcript has 4 exons. Bases 1 to 1191 code for a protein of 396 amino acids. The record is from RefSeq and is a predicted model, not a curated record. Lineage: Eukaryota; Viridiplantae; Streptophyta; Magnoliopsida; Vitales; Vitaceae.
AUGACGGUAAUGGUGAUGGUAACGGUUACUGUAACAAUAACUAUAACGGUUACGGUGACAGUGACAGUAACGGUAAAGGUCAAGGUAACGGUGACGGUAACAGUAACAGUGAUGAAAACGGUGACGGUAACGGUAACUGUAACAGUGACGGUGAUGGUAACGAUCAAGCUCAUGCUCAAGGGUAACAGUAACGGUCAUGGUCACGGUGAGUGUGGCAGUAACGGUCAUAAUCACGGUUAUGGUAACAGUGACGAUAAUUGUGACGAUAACUGUGAUGGUAACUGUGACGAUAACGGUAAUAGUGACAUUAACGACUAUGGUAACGGUUACGAUGAUGGUAACAGUAAUGGUAACGGUAACAAUAACUGUAAUUGUAAUGGUAAUGGAGACGGUAACAAUGAUGAAAAUGGUGUCGAUAAAGUUGAUGCUGACAGUAACGGUUAUGGUGAUGGUAACGGUAAUGGUGACUGUGACACUAAUAAUAACGGUGGCGGUGGCGGUGACGAUGGUGGUAAUAGUGACAAAUAUGGUAAAGGUGAUGGUAAUAGUGACGGUAACGAUUACGGUGACGGUAAUGGUAAUGGUAAGAGUAAAGGUGAUAGUGACUGUAACGGUAACGGUAACGGUAAUAGUAAUAGUAACGGUGAAGGUAAUGGCAGUAAUGACGGUAAUAGUAACGGUGACAGUAACAGCAACAGUGACGAUAAAUGUGACAGUAACGGUAAGUAUGAUGGUAAUGGUAACGGUGAAGAUAACGGUGAUGAUGACAAUAACGGUGACGGUAAGGGUAAUGGUUACGGUAAUGAUGAAGAUAACAAUGAUGGUAACAGCCACGGUCAUGGUCACGGUAACAAUGAUGGUAAUGGUGAUAGUAACGGUGACAGUGACAGUGACAAUAACGGUGAUGAUAACAGUAAUGGUGAUGGUCACAGUGACGGUGAUGAUAACGAUGACGAUAAUAGUGGUUGUCAUGGCGAUGGUCAUGGUGACGGUAAUAGUAAUGGUGACGCUAACGGUAAGGGUGACAAUAACGGUAACGGUAACGUUUAUAGUGACGGUAACGGUAACAGUCUCGGUUAUGGUGACGUAACGAUCACGGUAAUGGUAAUAGUGAUUGUAAUGGUGACAGUAACGGUGAUGGUGACAAUGACGGUAACGGAAAUACUAACGGUGAUGGGACGAUCACAGUGA